AAUUCAUCGCAUUUCCUCACUCACAUUCUUUAAGUACAAUCUUUAAGUAUACGAAUACCAUAUCAGACUACGUGGCAGGCACCACAUCUCCCUGAGGAUUUUCGAUCUCAGCUCAAUACUAAUAAAACUCACCUUAGCUAUAACUAAGAACUAUCCAACAUUUGGACACACAUCUAGAAGAUAGGUGCGAUAAAAAGAAAAAAAGAAGAAAGGAUAAAUUAGCAAAAAUGUGUUACGUCUACAUAGUACGUAGAUAUAUCUGCAACCACCAGGAGAUAUCUCCAGACGCGCAGCAAUGCGGGUUUUGUCUAUUAGGCCCGGGAAUAUGCGAUUCGACAGAGCUAGGGCGUUACCGCAUUUGCCAGGUCACACUAAACCAGUACUGCCGGCGGUGCGAGGGCGUCGCUAGCAGCAUGGUUAAUCACGCAGGGCAAUGGAAGUCCGGCGCUCGGGGGCCUCAGGCCUCGAUGAAAGAGAGACAAAAGCAGAGUGGAACAUUGAAAAAGCUGAAGGAGAACUCGAACACGCCGGCCCAUGGACCCAACAAUAGGCGCGUGGGCCAUCUCAACGUCAUGAUGCAGCGGAACCUGAAGGCAGCUCUCCAGCGCGGCGACAUCUACGUGCCUCAGACAUUCGCUGAUAUCCUGAGGUACAUCGAGUCUCUUCCGCGGUGGCUUAACCGCAAAGGGCUGGUUGCCUUGAUGGAGCCGUGGUUCGCGCAGAUGUUUGACGAGGAGCAGCAAAAUAGCCUGCGUCCUACGCUUAAAGCCGUGAAUUGCGAGGGCAUGCUUGAUAAUGUCAUGAUUUGGACACAGGGUUGAUUUACCAACGGGGGUAUCGAGGCACAUGCGAGGUAGUUAUGCUCAUGAAUUAUAUUAUUAAUAUGAAAGCAGACUGGUCUAGGUAAACGUUUAAUAGCAAUGAUCGGGUUAGCAUAGGAGUUGAGUAGUCUGUCAAAAUGCUUUCUAUAAUAAAGAUACACUUAAAUAUAAUAUCAGGACCCGGACGUGUAAAAGGAGAGUUGAUUGAAGUUGAAUGUCAAAACUGUACAUAGUGCGUUGAGAGGUUACUACUCUUUAGUGGUGUAAUGGUAUGUUCGACAAUACUCCCAAGAGUCGCUACGCACACGGGAAAGGCUACAGGCCUCUGAGAAGCCACUUCACCUGGUGUCUGGUAUAUAACCACAGGUAUACUAUUUGACUGGACAAGGCAAGUAUUCAACGGUAUGAAUCGCGGAAUAAUUAAUAGAAUAUAAAUAGACAAGCUCACUAUCGACUAUAGA
Messenger RNA from Daldinia decipiens, 1282 nucleotides. RefSeq lists its product as uncharacterized. Bases 228 to 821 code for a protein of 197 amino acids. The transcript has 2 exons. NCBI's taxonomy places the organism in Eukaryota, Fungi, Ascomycota, Sordariomycetes, Xylariales, Hypoxylaceae. The record is from RefSeq and is a predicted model, not a curated record.